Molecule: messenger RNA, 1319 nt
Organism: Medicago truncatula (barrel medic)
Lineage: Eukaryota; Viridiplantae; Streptophyta; Magnoliopsida; Fabales; Fabaceae
Product: GATA transcription factor 1
Exons: 3
Coding region: 151-885 (244 amino acids)
Biological process (GO): cell differentiation; regulation of DNA-templated transcription
Cellular component (GO): nucleus
Molecular function (GO): sequence-specific DNA binding; zinc ion binding
Source: RefSeq, a predicted model, not a curated record
GCUUCCCUAAUCCCCAAACACGUGCCUUACCAUCUCUCGUUGGUUCUUUCAGUCUCUCAAUUCUCUUUUGGGGUUUCUUCUCUCUCUCUCUCUUGCCUGCUACUAGCUGGCUCUUGUCUCUCAACAAGUACACAAACGUGAAAAGCUGUGAUGGAGGCCCUUGGUUCUGUGGACGACCUCUUGGAUUUCUCAUCUGACAUAGGUGAGGACGAUGAUGAUGACAAACCUAAGAAAGCCUUUCCUUCACUCAAACCAGAAUGCAGUGAUCCACCUUCGCUCAAUCCAUUGGCCCUGGAUGAUCCCAUCAAUUCACUUUCUGAGGAGGUUGCAGAAGAGGAGCUUGAAUGGCUGUCCAACAAAGAUGCAUUUCCGGCUGUUGAAACAUUUGUUGACUUGUCCUGUAUUCAACCGGAUCUUUUGAAGCAUCAAAUGACAUCCCCAAUGCUCGAGAACAGCACAAGCAGCAGCAACAGCAAUAACAGUUCCAACAGCAUUACCCUCUUAAGUGGCUACAAUCACAUGAAGUUCCCUGUCCGUGCACGGAGCAAGUCUCGUAGCAAGCCUCGCCUUGGCCUUGCUGAUGCCUCAAACCUGCAAUUCCCAUGGAAACAACCGAGUACCAAAACUUCCAAAGAGAAAGUGAAACAAACCCCAACCAUCGGGAGGAAAUGUCAUCAUUGUGGAGUUGAUGAUACUCCACAAUGGCGUGCAGGUCCAAAUGGCCCAAAGACGCUUUGUAAUGCAUGUGGGGUUAGGUAUAAGUCUGGCCGACUUGUACCUGAAUACCGUCCUGCAAAUAGCCCAACUUUUCGCAGUGACGUGCAUUCUAAUUCCCACAGGAAAGUAGUGGAGAUGAGGAAGCAGAAGGGAAUGGGAACGGGUUGAAAGUCAUUGAUAAAAUGAAAAGUGGACGUGUAACAUUUGCUUCUAGCAUUUAGCAUGCUAAAAGUUAGGAUUUUGGUUUUCUUUUUUACUCUGAUUUAUUUUAAUUGAAAUUUUAGUCCAUUUUUGCUGUGGGAUGUUUUAGAUGAGCAGUGAAAAUUUUAGAUUAAAAUUUUGCAGUUAGGGAGGCCUUAAAUCAUUUGCUUGUCAAAUUCAGUUUUUUCAUUUUUUAUUUUUUGAUUUGACUGUUUUUAUGCUGGUAACAUGUACUUUGAUUGAGAAUUAGGGAGAAGAUGAGUUGCAAUGAGUGACUUGAUCCAUUCAUUAUGCUUAUCUGAACUAAUUCUAGGUUGAUGGAUAGUGGUGUAGUAAAAUUUUUGAGGAAUUUAGGUUCCAUUAUUAUUUGAUACAUCAUUCAUAUUUUGAAGGGAUAAAAA